GCGUCUGAGAGAGGGAGUAUAAGAGAAACCAGACAGAAAGAGGGAAGGAGAGAGAUGUAUUAGUAGGGGGGGAAACAGUCAAGGAUAGACACCCCCCGUGGGAUGGAGGGGGGGAACUAAGUCGAGAUCCGGUCAAUGGCGGAGUCUGUCAGUUCCCCGAAAUGGAUGCAAAUCCCCUUGAGCGAAUUAAGGUAUCAUUGGAAGCCAGAUGAGGAAGGCCAGAGAGGGGACGAGGCUCGACGAUUGGAUAGUUGGCGGCAGAGAAAAAGGAAUGAAGAAAGCGGCCCCCGUGAGUCGGUCGGGGUUACACUGACGGCGACGAUGGUAUCGAUCCGAUCCCUCAGAAGGGAGUCUGGCACGAGGAAUCCAAGGCAGGCGGAUCAGGGGUCAGCCUCGGAAGACGGCUGGAGAGCGGAGGGGAAACGAGGAGAAGGCAGCGAGGAGGUCGAGGCGAAUGCGAAGCGGCAGAUGUCGUUGUAGAUAUCUGGUGGUGAAGGAACCCCGUCGGAGGGGAAGAAACACGGAGAGCAGAAGAAGCAAUGAGCUGAUGAUAAGAUCAGGAGAGGCUUGCCAUUUCCUGGAGAAACAAGCAAAGCAGGUCGUGGGGGGGAUUUCUUUUUGCACCGUGCC
Molecule: messenger RNA, 630 nt
Organism: Aspergillus sclerotioniger CBS 115572
Lineage: Eukaryota; Fungi; Ascomycota; Eurotiomycetes; Eurotiales; Aspergillaceae
Exons: 1
Coding region: 136-480 (114 amino acids)
Source: RefSeq, a predicted model, not a curated record